AUGAGUGCAGAGGACUUUCAGGCGCUGCGCAUGUGCCAGCUGCGGCAGCUCUGCCGGGACAGCGGCUUGGAGCUCACUGGCAACAAGCCGCAGCUGGCCGCGCGCCUCGCAGAAGGUCGCCACAGAACCCAGGAGGAGGUGCUGGCAUUGCGCCAAGGCUUUGCCGCGAACGGCGUGCGGAAGGCGGCCAAGGCGCAGGCCCGCAAGGCCACCCAGCGGAAGCCGGAGCCCGCGGAGCCCGCGGAGCCCGCGGAGCCCGCGGAGCCUGCGGAGCGCAAGGCCAAGGCCAAGGCGAAGGCCAAGGCGGCGAGGACUGUGAACGAGGAGGACUUCCGGAAGCUCAUGUGGGCCUUGGAGGACGGCGAGCUGCUCUGCGCCUGCGGGGAAGCCUUGAAGGGACGGAACGGCCGCUUCGGGUUCUUUCUCUUCUGCAGAAGCUGCAGCCAAGUGGAGCGACUGGAGAAAGCGGCAGGGCGACUGCAGGACGCGGAGCUCGCGGUGGUGCUGUACCUCGAGCUGGAGGCCCUCGCGCCGUCUUCCGUGCGGCUCCACGCGCGGGGCGCCAGGGACUGCGGCAAGCUGGGCGCUUGGGCGGAGGAGGCCGCCUGGUUGGAGGCCAGCGAGCCGCGGGAGGAUUGGACCAACCCCAAAGCGCUGCUUUUUACAGAGGAGGUGGAGCACUUGGAGCGUCGUGGCUACGUCUUCCCCUACGAUGACCUCGCGGAGCGCCUGGCACAGCUCGGCGCCGUGCUGAAGAGCGCGGCCGCGGCGGGGGUGAAGGUCAAGGUGGACGCGCUGCCGCCGGCCGUCCAGCGCUAUUUGGAGCCGACGCCCUGCGCCAGGCUGCGCGGGGAGGCCGAGCAGCUGGUCGCACAGGCGCUCACGCGGGCGCCGCAGCUGGCGCGCAUGCGAGGCUUCCAGUGGCAGGGGCUGCACCGCGUGCUGGAGCUGGGGGGCCGUUGUCUGCUGGCGGACGAGAUGGGCUGCGGCAAGUCCGCCCAGGCCCUUGCGGUGAUGGCGGCCUACAACGCCUGGCCCGUGCUCAUCAUCUGCCCCGCCUGCAUGCGCCUGGCCUGGGUGGAGGAGCUCGAGACCUGGCUGCCGGCGCUGCUGCAGCCCAGGCAUGUGCAUGUCAUCCACUCCUCCAAUGACAUGCUGCCGCAGAGCCGGAAACCGGAGGCCCUGGGCCAGAUCCGUGUGUGCAUCGUGUCCUACGCCAUGGCACGGCUUCUGUUCCAGAAUCUGAGCCGUCACUGGAGCUUGGCCAUCGUGGACGAGUCCCACUGCCUGAGGACCAUCAACGGGAGGUGUGGCCAGGGCACCUCGGCGAUUCUGGAGCUCCUGAAGCCGGUGGCGCGGGUGUUGCUGCUGUCCGGCACACCCAGCCGCUCCAGCUACCUGGACAUCUUCACGCAGGCGGAUCUGUUGCGCCCGGGCCUGCUGGGCCAAGACUGGGCCGCCUUUGCGCGGGACUACGAUGAGCCCGUCCUCUCGCCCUCCGGGCAUGUGGUGCCCGGGCGCUGCCGCAAGAGCUGGCAACUGGCCCUGCUGCUGCGGGACGCGGUCAUGGUGCGGCGCCGGAAGAGCGAGGUGCUGUCGGAGCUGCCGCCCAAGGUGCGGCGCCUGGUGCCGCUGGGCCUCUCCGGGGACCUCUCCCGGCAGCUCACGGAGCUGGAGCUGUCGAGUCGCACCGACUACGAGCGCUGCGGCCUGCUGAAGCUGGCGGCGGCGCAGACGUGGCUCCGGGAGAAGUUGGAGUUCUGCGUCACGGAGAAGCGGAAGGCGGUGGUGUUCGCGCAUCACCUGCGGGUUCUCGAUCGCAUCUGUCGUAUGGCCUCGGGUCUGGAGCUGGUGCGCAUCGACGGGUCCACUCCCCCCAUCACCCGCCAGGGCCUCAUCGCCAAGUUCAUGGCCCAGGAUGGGCCUUCCCUGGCGGUCAUUGGAGUCACAGCCUGCGCCGUGGGCGUGGAUCUCUCGGCGGCCUCCCUGGCCAUUUUCGCCGAGCUGCCGCCGGAUGCCUCCUGGCUCUGCCAGGCGGAGGAUCGACUGCACCGGCAAGGUCAGCAGCAGGCGGUGGACGUGCUUCUGCUGCUGGCAGCGCCAUCCCCCCGGCGCAAGGGCCCCUGGUCCGGCGCGGAGGUGGCCCGGGCGGUGCGCGCGGAGGAGCAGCGCUGGGCGGCGCUGCGGCGCCGCCUCCGGGAGGUCAGCACGCUGCACGACCAGCCCGCGCCCCAGGCCGGCCUCGCCGAGACGGGUCCUCCCACGGCUCCGCCGAGUCAGCCUGUACAAAGCGAUCCAUCCGACGCAUCCACAGCCUUUGCCUUUGAGGUGUCCCCGUACACACAGCGGGUACAUGUCUUCCUGGAGGGCCGGGCGCUGGGCAGCGGGCGCGGCGGCUGGGCGCGCAAGGCGGCGGAGCUGGGGCUGUCGCCGGCGCAGGGGCAGGCGCUGGAGGCGCAGGCGGCGGAGUUCCAGCGCAAGUGGCAGGAGCUGAGCCCCUACCAGCAGAGGCUCUCCAGAGGCACCGCCCACCAGGCCUCCUUCGAGGCUCCCGCCUCCCCUGCGCUGCGGGGCUCCAAGCGGCGCUUCGCGGCCUAUGCUGCAGAUGAGGCCAAAGCUUUGCCUCGCUGCGAAGUGCGGGUGCGCUACACCUUCGGUCGCCUCAGUGGCCGAGCCUUGACCUUCCUGCCCCCGGUCGAGACGGGACGGCUGCUUUGUAUGGAGUGUCUGAGGCGCUUGGAGGGCCUUCGGCCCAAAGAGCUGCUGGAGUUCCGCAGCCCCACGGGGGAGCGGGUCACCCACCGAGCCGACGGCGAAAACGCGGGCGAGUGCCAGGAGAGCGACCUCUUUUGCGGAGGCGAAUGUCGCGCGCGGUUCUUCGGGCAGCGCCAGGGCGCCUCGUUGCGGCGCCAGCUCUUUGAGUUAGAGCGGGGCGUCUGUCAGAAGUGCGGCCUGGACUGCCACGAGCUCUGGCAGCGCCUGAUACCGCUGGAGCCGGCGCAGCGGCUGAAGCGCCUGGAGGAGCUGGCGCCCUCCCUGGCCACCUCCAGCUCCGGGCAGAAGGUCACGGAGGGCUUCUUGUGGCAGGCGGACCACGUGGUGCCCGUGUGGCAGGGCGGGGGCCUCUGCGGUUUGGAGAACCUCCAGACGCUCUGCGGCGCCUGCCACUCGGCCAAGACCCGCGCCGAGGCGAAGGAGCGCCAGGAGCUGUCGCCCAAGAAGAAGUUUCAGACUCCUCCAAAGCGGGGAACUGCGAAAGUGAAGGGCCGGCGGAGCAACAUGUACGGCAAGGGCUACGGCGAUUUCGGAAAGGGAGGCUGGAACAAGGGCGGCUUCUAUGGCUACCCUCCCUGGGAUGGCGGCAAGGGCAUGAUGGGCUACGGCUACGGCAUGAUGAUGCCUCCUAUGUUCGCAUUCAAAGGCAAGGGCAAAGGGAAGGGCAAGCGGAGCCCACAACUCAACGUGGAUCCUGCCAAGAAGCUGUGGAUCGGCAACAUUCCAGAAGACGCCAAGUGGAAGGAUUUGCAAGCACUGGUGGACAAGGCGGGCAAGAGCCGCUGGGUGGAGAUCUUCCGUGGCAAGGGCAAGGGCACUGGCGCGGUGGUGUACAGCACCGCAGAGGAGGCACAGGCUGCCAAGGCCUCGCUGAACGGGGCGGACCUCUGCGGCUCCUCGAUCGUGGUGGACUCCUGGGAGCGAAGCGGCGAGCCGAUGUACGGCGGCAAGGGCUAUGGCGGCGGUUGGGGCAAAGGCGGAGGCGGCUACAAAGGGUACCCACCCUACGGAUUCUUCGGCUAUCCAUGGGAUGGCGGCAAGGGGAUGAUGAUGUACGGCAUGCCCCCGAUGUUUCCCUUCAAGGGCAAAGGCAAGGGCAAGGGCAAGCGAAGCCCGCAGCUUCGGGUCGAUCCCUCCAGAAAGCUCUGGAUCGGCAACAUCCCCGAGCAGGCCAAGUGGAAGGACCUCCAAGCCCUGGUGGACCAGGCCGGCGGCAAGAGCAAGUGGGUCGAGAUCUUCCGUGGCAAGGGCAAGGGCACUGCCGCUGUCGUGUAUGGCACUGCGGAGGAGGCGCAGAGCGCGAAGUCGGCGCUGAACGGCGCGGACUUGUGCGGCUCCUCCAUCGUGGUGGAUAGCUGGGAGAAAGGACUGAAGACCUAG
Messenger RNA from Effrenium voratum, 4155 nucleotides. NCBI's taxonomy places the organism in Eukaryota, Dinophyceae, Suessiales, Symbiodiniaceae. The record is from the annotation of a GenBank genome assembly.